Messenger RNA from Frankliniella occidentalis (western flower thrips), 2187 nucleotides. RefSeq names its product syntaxin-16 (gene Syx16). Bases 140 to 1126 code for a protein of 328 amino acids. The transcript has 6 exons. The record is from RefSeq and is a predicted model, not a curated record. NCBI's taxonomy places the organism in Eukaryota, Metazoa, Arthropoda, Insecta, Thysanoptera, Thripidae. Gene Ontology annotation, biological process: intracellular protein transport; vesicle-mediated transport; vesicle fusion. Gene Ontology annotation, cellular component: endomembrane system; membrane; SNARE complex. Gene Ontology annotation, molecular function: SNAP receptor activity; SNARE binding.
CACUUGGAAGUCAAUAUGGCGCCCUGUUUACUUUGACAGAUGCCAUUUAUUUGGUACUAGUUGUUUGAAAACACCAUCGAAAAACUGUUUGGAGAGAUAUAGAAUAUUUCUUUGUGACUGACAUCUGACUUUUAUUAAUAUGGCAACUAGAAGUUUGACUGAGGUUUUUGUUUUAAUGCGAAACAAUGCCAUGCAAAGUCGGCACAUAUAUACUGAACAGGCUGUCUCAGAUCGUAUGGCCUUGGUGCCUCGUUCUGUUGAUGUUGACAUUGAGCUUGCGGAUUCUCGCUUACCCCCAACAUGGUCUGACGGAUUAGAAGAGGCCCAAUAUGCUCUUUCUAGAAUACGUGGGAAGUUGAAGCAACUAACUGCUCUGCAUACUCGCCACUUGCAGCGUCCCACACUUGAUGACACCAGGAAUGAAGAAAUUCAGAUUGAAGCCUUAUCUCAGGAAAUUAUGAGGAUGUUCAACAGCUGUCACAAACUUAUUCAACAAAUUCGUCAUGAUGGUAUGAAUGGCUCUGGCAAAGAAAGACAAUUGGCAAAAAGUGUUGUGUCAGCCCUUGCCAACUCCCUUCAGGAUCUCUCCAAUAAUUUCAAGACCUCACAAGGGGAUUAUUUGAGAAAGCUAAACUCUAGAGAAGAGAGAUCGAGACAAUAUUUUGAAAAUCCAUGGGAUGUGCCUAGCUCAGCUUCUGCACAAAGUAAUGCUGCUUUCCUUGGUCUAGAUGAGAGAUGGGAAGUGGAUAGUAGUCUUGACAAUAUAGACCAACAGUUUUCAAAUGUAGCCUCAGGGAAAAUGACACAAACUCAGUUGCUUCUUAUGGAAGAAGAAAACACAAAAAUCAUUGCUGAAAGAGAGAAGGAAGUUUCUCACAUUGUCCAGUCAAUAAGUGAACUGAAUGCAAUUUUCAAAGAUUUAGCUCAUAUGGUGGCAGAUCAGGGGACUAUACUGGACCGAAUAGAUUACAAUGUUGAACAGACUCAAAUACAAGUUGGUCAAGGAUAUCAACAAUUACAAAAAGCUGACUCUUAUCAAAGGAAGAAUAGAAAGAUGGUGUGUAUUCUAGUCCUUGCUGCAGCCAUCAUACUAAUGCUCUUCCUCCUUAUAAUAUUUAAACUUUAGCUUUAAAUAGAACUGCUGUGCCUAUUCUCUUGUUAAUAGGUCUUCUUAUCUUGUGUCUCUUAAUCUUUUGAAGAUCAAAAAGUCCUGGUACACUUGCACUCACCUUGCUCUUUGUUCCCCGCUUAUGUUCCCUGACUAUGCCUCCUGAAAGCCUAUGAUGAUGAGCAUGACUUUUAUUUGGAAUGCACUGUAAAUUCUGACCAUUCAUUUUUCUGCUUUUCUUUAAUUUUGUACAACUAUCACAUCUUAUUUAAAUAUACCCCUCUAAGUUCAGAUAUUGCAUCCGCACUACCCUAGUCAUAGAACUGAUAGAUAUAUCAACUAUCUUAGAUAAUUGAAAUGUUAGGGUGGAUUUAGUCUUGUGCACCCAAAGUUGAUGCCUCAUACAUAAGAUACAUUUUUCAGUAGCUGACAGAGAAGAUGUUGGCUUUGUAUUUACAUGACCAAAUCCACCGUUGGGGGUUUAUUUUAAUGCUGUGACUACGCCGUGGUCAUGCUGCACUGAAUGUGUCAAUACCAGAAGCAUUGUUAUCUUCCUGAGACCAGGGGCUUCAAGUUAUCCAAUUUAUAGUCAAAAGUGUAUUUGGUCAGAUCAUACAUCCUGAGUUGGAACCAAUGCUUUCUGUGUAGAUCAGCUUUUUUAGCCCUCUUUGAAGACUGUUAUACACUUAACUUAAAAUGUACAAAGUUAGUCUCUGAAUUGAAAAUAUUGUGUUAAUGAUUCCCAUAUUACUUCUCUAUUAUUUUUGUGAAAUUAUGGAUUUAUCUUAUAUGCCUGUUCUAUUUUUGUUUGUAUUUUGAAGUUUUCAUCUGUGAUCAUAAUUUAUUUUGGGCAUGUUUGCUGCUGUGGCCAAAUAAGAUUUUAUCUAUGUUGUAGUUUGUGUAACAUUGUGAGACAAUGUUAAAUGGAGUAUUAUCUAAUGUCAAAGUCAUUUAUGUUGCAAGGUGUUCCCAUUUCUAAGUAUUACAUUAUGACUUAUUUAAGAAAUGAAAACAUUGUUGAAUGCUGUUUUAGUAGAAAAUGAGAGAUGACUUGAAAAAAUAAAUUAUUGCAUAUUUUA